This is a messenger RNA of Zymoseptoria tritici IPO323, 888 nucleotides long. RefSeq lists its product as uncharacterized. The coding region runs from base 1 to 888 and encodes 295 amino acids. Lineage: Eukaryota; Fungi; Ascomycota; Dothideomycetes; Mycosphaerellales; Mycosphaerellaceae. Gene Ontology annotation, molecular function: hydroxymethylbilane synthase activity. Gene Ontology annotation, biological process: heme biosynthetic process. The record is from RefSeq and is a predicted model, not a curated record. The transcript has 2 exons. Gene Ontology annotation, cellular component: cytoplasm.
AUGCUCUCCCAGAACAUCGACAGGAGGACUACAGAAGACGCUCACGUCCUCACCAUCGGCUGCCGGAAAUCAGACCUCGCCGCCAUCCAAGCUCGUCUAAUCGUAACCACUCUCCAACAAUGCCUUGGACAUCCACCAUCCUUGGACAUCAAAACACACACCGUCGUGGGCGAUGCGGAUAAACACACUCCAUUCGUGCAACUCGCAAAGGAGAUCGGCGGCUCAGACGUCGGCAAGAGUCUCUGGACCACAGGUCUAGAAGCCGACCUGCUUGCCGGCAAAAGUGAUAUCCUGGUUCACAGCCUCAAGGACAUAAAGCCGGCUCGGAGUUUGCGUCUUUGGAUGAACUGCCGCCGGGAUCGAUCGUUGGCACGAGUUCGUCGAGGAGGAAGGCUCUGGGACACUCGGCUUUCGAAGCUCGAUGCACCUUCGUCGCCUUUCGCAUGCAUCAUCUUAGCCACCGCUGGUCUUGUUCGUUUGAAGCUUGAGCAUCGUAUCACCUACCGACUCGAUAGUCUUCGCUUCCCUUAUGCGGUAGGGCAGGGCGCGCUUGGUAUCGAAGCUUGCGAGGAUGCUCCUGGAACGAUUGAACUCGUGCGGUGCCUCGAUCAUGCGCCUUCGAGAUGGAGAGCAAUGGCAGAAAGGUCAAUGCUGCGGCAUCUUCAGGGCGGAUGCUCCUCUCCAAUCGGUGUUUGGUCGGAGUUCGAGGGUGAAGAUAUCUUACAUCUGCGUGCUACCGUGCUUCACAUCGAAGGAACAUCUGACGUUACUGCUGAGAACGUGGCUUCGGUUCGUAGUGAUGCGGAGGCGGACGCUCUCGGCAUGGCCGUUGCAAGCAUGCUCCUCCAAGAAGGGGCACGAAGCUUGCUCAGACCUGGAGUUCAGUGA